This is a messenger RNA of Eutrema salsugineum, 1282 nucleotides long. Its product is annotated as late embryogenesis abundant protein 76. The coding region runs from base 71 to 1078 and encodes 335 amino acids. The transcript is spliced from 2 exons. The record is from RefSeq and is a predicted model, not a curated record. Lineage: Eukaryota; Viridiplantae; Streptophyta; Magnoliopsida; Brassicales; Brassicaceae.
ACGAGAAAACAUUUUCGCAAGAGAAAUUAUAAAGAAGAAGAAGAAGUGAUUGUUACUUUGAUUGACAAACAUGGCGGCUAUGCAACUAACGAGAUCAGCUUUUUUCGGUCUUUUCAAGGCUUUCCCUAAAAGCCGAGCUCCUCCAAGAACUCUUGCGGUGGUGAGUGGUCGGAAAAGCUCUCGUGUCUUUUUUGCCUCGUCGGUUAACCAUUCUCAGGGAAGAAAUGAUCCGAUAGAGAAUGCAAGAGAUUCAAGGGCUGAUUUGGCUUAUGAGUCUAAGAAAUGGAGAGAAGAAUCUGGAUACUCAGAGGCAGGCAAAGAGAAUGCUAAAGACAAAGCUUAUGAUAUGAAAGAGAAGACGAAAGACUAUGCAGAACAAACUAAGGAUAAAGUGAAUGAAGGAGCGAGCAGAGCAGCUGACAAAGCUUACGAGACAAAAGAGAGUGCUAAGGACAAAGCUUAUGAUGUAAAAGAGAAGACGAAAAAUUAUGCUGAGCAAACUAAGGAUAAAGUAAACGAAGGAGCGAGCAAAGCAGCUGAUAAAGCCUACGAGACGAAAGAGAAGGCAAAGGAAAAAGCUUAUGAUGUGAAAGAGAAGACAAAAGAUUAUGCAGAACAAGCAAAGGAUAAAGUGAACGAAGGAGCGAGCAGAGCAGCUGACAAAGCGUAUGAGACGAAAGAGAAAGCCAAGGACAAAGCGUAUGAUGUGAAAGAGAAGACAAAAGAUUAUGCGAAAGAGACUAAGGAUAAGGUGAAUGAAGGUGCAAAUAGAGCCGCAGAUAAAGCGGAAGAGACUAAAGACAGAGCCAAGGAAUAUCCAGGGGACUCAAAGGAGAGAGCUGAUGAUAUGGCUCAUGGGCUUAAGGAAAAGGUUCAAGAUGUUGGGGAGAAGACUAUGGAGACUGUGAAAGAUGCAUGGGAGACUGCAAAGAGCACGGCUCAGAAAGUGACUGAGGCGGUGGUUGGGUCCGGUGAGGAGGCAGAUAAGGCCCGGGAUGAUGUUGAUAAAGGCUUGGAAGAUUUGUCGAAAAAGGCAAAGGAAAAUCGGAGAGACGAUGAUGAUUUCAAGAGGUUCUAAGUUCACUAAGCAUCUGUGUUGUUUUUAACUAAGUCAAAAGAGUUGCUCUCUGUUUGUUAUAAUGUUUUGUUUCAGAACUUUGAUAGCAUGGUUUUUAAACUUUUUACAGUCACUCUUCUAGGUUUUGAGAUUGAUCUGUAAAGAGACGAUCAUGUGAAUCGUCAAAGUCUAAAUCUUACGCUUUUUAUUUUAUUUUAUACGAGA